Mucor velutinosus is the source of this 1758-nucleotide messenger RNA. RefSeq lists its product as uncharacterized. NCBI's taxonomy places the organism in Eukaryota, Fungi, Mucoromycota, Mucoromycetes, Mucorales, Mucoraceae. The record is from RefSeq and is a predicted model, not a curated record. Gene Ontology annotation, cellular component: snRNA-activating protein complex. The transcript is spliced from 5 exons. Gene Ontology annotation, biological process: snRNA transcription by RNA polymerase III; snRNA transcription by RNA polymerase II. Gene Ontology annotation, molecular function: RNA polymerase II cis-regulatory region sequence-specific DNA binding; RNA polymerase III type 3 promoter sequence-specific DNA binding. The coding region runs from base 1 to 1758 and encodes 585 amino acids.
AUGGCUGACCCAACGCAAUAUUCACCUGAUGAUGCAGCAAAUGGUAACACUGGCUUGGGCUCACCAUUGAUACCACUCGAUCUAGGCGUCGAUUAUAGCCUAGGUUAUCCCUCGUUCAGUGCGUCCAAUAGUGCAUUCACAGCAGAUACCACCAGCAAUCAAGAGUCAGAGGACAUGCAAGAAGUGCUUGAUGCAUUACUCGACCUUCACAGCUUACAAAACAUGGACCCAGUGCAAUUUGAGAAGGAUUAUGUCACUAUCUUGAGAGCCAUUAAUUUGAACGAGGAAUUGCAGAAUAAAGUCCAAGAUCAGAUUCGACUGGUAGAAGAGCAAUUGGACACAAAUUCAAAACUAUUGAAAGAAGCAAGUCUAUUUACAUUGGCAGAGAAUAGAUGUGGUAGCAGAUUUCCCAUCCACACGCUGUACCGUAAUCCAAUCAACUAUUUCGACAAUGAUGAAUUGCUGAAGCCAGUAGUGCAGCACAAAUCCAAUGCAACAACAGAAGGCACCAUGGGUGAAGAUCCCUUGCUUCAGCUGGAUGAUGAUGCUGACUAUAGCAAUGACGAUGACGAAGAGGAGGACGAGGAGGACGAGCAUGCUAUAAAUUCUGCAGAUAAUGAACAUAAUAGAAGUCAUAAGGCUUGGUCUCGCUUGGAAAGAGAAAGACUGGAAGAAGGCAUCAUCUCAGAGGCUAAACGUAUGGUGUCAUUUGAUUUUGUCAAAAGAAAAGAGGAAUGGCGCAUCUGGGAAGUUGACAAGAUGGAAAAGAAGGAUUUGUUGCUGUUUCCAGUCAGUCGAUUUGAAUGGGAUCGCAUCAGCUCUUUGCAUCAGGUAUUUUCGAGGUCUCCCAUCGAGUGCUUGAUACAAUGGACAACACAGGAGCAUCCUACCAUCAACAAAAAGCCGUGGUCAAAGCAAGAAUCACAGAAAUUGGCUGAGAUCGUCGAGAAAAUAGGCUUAUUCAGUGGUCAAUGGGAGCGCAUUGCAAAUGAGCUCGGCUCAAAUCGAACUAUUUCGCAGUGCUUUUCCCACUACAUGUACGAAAAGAACAAUGCGCAUGCUAGAAGUCUAAAAUGGACAAAGGAAGAGGACAAGAAACUGACAGAUGCCGUGAAACUGUUUGGCAAUUGCAACUGGCAGCAAGUAGCUAGCAUCCUGGGCGAUCGCACAGGUCAGCAAUGUCUGCAUCGAUGGCAGAAAUCAUUGAAUCCAGUCAUCAAGCGUCAGAGAUGGAAUGCUGAGGAGGAUGCAUUAUUGCAGAGAGCAGUUCAUUUGUACGGUGCUGGUAACUGGACAAAAAUACAGCGUCUUAUUCCAGGCAGAACAGACAUGCAAUGCCGUGAAAGAUGGGUCAAUAUCCUGCAGCCUUCCAUUAACAGAGGACAAUUCACGCAAGAAGAAACGGAUCGUUUGUUGGAGCUGGUGGACACACAUGGCCCCAAAUGGUCUUUUCUGCAAACACUGAUGCCAGGGCGAACUGACAAUGCACUUAUGAGGCACUACAAGAACAUCGUCAAAGGUGCUGAAUCAAGCAAGAAAAAGACAGCUACUAAAUCCAAAAAGCAAAAGAAGCCAGCAUGCAAACAAGCUCCUAAAAAGCGACCCAGAGCAAAACCCAUCAGCAAAACGCCCACUGUACAUAGCAAGCGCACAAAGACAAACGAAAACGAUAUACCCUUAAGAAGAUCAACGAGAGCAAGAAGAUCUACAUACCAAAUUGAAGAUAAUGCAGAGGAGGAUACAACAGAGGAGGAUUAA